CGGCCUGAGAGCGGGACCAUGGAUGAAAGGUUCAACAAGUGGCUGCUGACGCCGGUGCUCACUCUUCUCUUCGUGGUCAUCAUGUACCAGUAUGUGUCCCCCUCCUGCACCAGCUCCUGCGCCAACUUUGGGGAGCAGCCCCGCGGGGGGGAGGCCGGCCCGCCCGCCGCCCCGGCUCCCGCCCGCCGCGCACAGGCGCCUCCCGAGGAGUGGGAGCGGCGGCCCCAGCUGCCCCCGCCGCCCCGCAGGCCGCCCGAGGGGCCUCGGGGGCCCGCGGCUCUGGAGGACGAGGACGAAGAGCCUGGGGACCCCGAGGAGGAGGAGGAGGAAGAGGAGCCAGACUCCGAGGCCCCCGAGAACAGCUCCCUGCCCCGGUUUGUGCCGCGCUUCAACUUCACCCUGAAGGACCUGACGCGCUUCGUGGAUUUCAACAUCAAAGGGCGAGACGUGAUCGUGUUUCUGCACAUCCAGAAGACCGGGGGGACCACAUUCGGCCGCCACCUGGUCAAGAACAUUCGGCUGGAGCAGCCUUGCAGCUGCAAAGCUGGCCAGAAGAAGUGCACCUGCCAUCGGCCGGGCAAGAAGGAGACGUGGCUCUUCUCCCGCUUUUCCACCGGCUGGAGCUGCGGGCUGCACGCCGACUGGACGGAGCUCACCAACUGCGUGCCGGCCAUCAUGGAGAAGAAGGACUGUCCCCGCAACCACAGCCACACCAGGAAUUUCUAUUACAUCACAAUGUUGCGGGAUCCAGUGUCGCGUUACCUGAGUGAGUGGAAACACGUCCAGAGAGGGGCCACGUGGAAAACCUCUCUCCAUAUGUGCGAUGGAAGAAGCCCCACCCCAGAUGAGCUGCCCACGUGCUACCCUGGGGACGACUGGUCUGGGGUCAGCUUGCGGGAGUUCAUGGAUUGCAGUUACAACUUGGCCAACAACCGGCAGGUGCGCAUGCUGGCCGACCUCAGCCUGGUGGGCUGCUACAACUUGACUUUCAUGAACGAGAGUGAGAGAAACACCAUCCUGCUGCAGAGUGCGAAGAACAACCUGAAGAACAUGGCCUUCUUCGGGCUCACGGAGUUCCAGAGGAAGACACAGUUUCUCUUCGAGAGGACAUUCAACCUCAAGUUCAUCUCCCCCUUCACGCAGUUCAACAUCACGCGGGCUUCCAACGUGGAGAUCAACGAGGCCGCCCGCCAGCGCAUCGAGGAGCUGAACUUCCUGGACGUGCAGCUUUAUGAGUACGCAAAAGACCUCUUCCUGCAGCGCUACCACCACACCAAGCAGCUGGAGCACCGGCGGGACCGCCAGAAGAGGCGGGAGGAGCGGCGGCUGCAGCGGGAGCACAGGGGCCACCGGUGGCCCAAACAGGAUGGGGCCGCAGAGGGGACUGUCACUGAGGACUACAACAGCCAGGUGGUGAGAUGGUGACCCCCUGCCCUCUCCUGUCUCUCGGGAGGGGGAGGACGAGCGCGCACUUGACCUCCUGUUGCGUGACCUUGCAGCAGCUGGGGCCAUUCUGA
Molecule: messenger RNA, 1517 nt
Organism: Otolemur garnettii (small-eared galago)
Lineage: Eukaryota; Metazoa; Chordata; Mammalia; Primates; Galagidae
Gene: HS6ST3
Product: heparan sulfate 6-O-sulfotransferase 3
Exons: 2
Coding region: 19-1425 (468 amino acids)
Cellular component (GO): membrane
Molecular function (GO): heparan sulfate 6-sulfotransferase activity
Source: RefSeq, a predicted model, not a curated record